Fraxinus pennsylvanica is the source of this 363-nucleotide messenger RNA. Lineage: Eukaryota; Viridiplantae; Streptophyta; Magnoliopsida; Lamiales; Oleaceae. The record is from the annotation of a GenBank genome assembly.
AUGGUUCACAAGAUCCGUAUCACUCUCUCUCCUCCAAGAAUGUUAAGAACCUCGAGAAAGUCUGUGCUGAUUUGGUUCAUGGUGCUAAAGACAAGAGGCUCGGGGGGGGGGGGGGGGGGGGNUCGUGGUGCUAAAGACAAGAGGCUCAGGGUUAAGGGACCAGUGAGAAUGCCCACUAAGGUUCUUCACAUCACUACUAGGAAGUCACCUUGUGGUGAAGGUACUAACACAUGGGAUAGGUUUGAGCUCUGUGUACACAAGCGUGUGAUUGACCUGUUCAGCUCCCCGGAUGUGGUAAAGCAGAUUACCUUGAUCACAAUUGAACCUGGUGUUGAGGUUGAGGUUACGAUUGCUGAUUCUUAG